This is a messenger RNA of Colias croceus (clouded yellow), 2055 nucleotides long. It is a transcript of the gene car, whose product is annotated as vacuolar protein sorting-associated protein 33A. The coding region runs from base 139 to 1959 and encodes 606 amino acids. Lineage: Eukaryota; Metazoa; Arthropoda; Insecta; Lepidoptera; Pieridae. Gene Ontology annotation, cellular component: lysosome; CORVET complex. The record is from RefSeq and is a predicted model, not a curated record. Gene Ontology annotation, biological process: vesicle-mediated transport; intracellular protein transport. The transcript has 11 exons.
UCGGAUUUAAUAACAUAAUAAUUCAUAUUACUAUUUACUAUCAAUAAACGCAAACGCUAAAUCACAGCGCUAAAUAGUGAUUAAAAAUCUUAUUCCAUACUAACAAAACAGUAUUGAUAUCUGAAAGACUUGAAGAACAUGAAAGAAACAAAAAUGUGCACACAUUUGUCCGGAGGAAGGUUGAAUGUCGCUAUAAUCCAAGAAACGAUGAGAAAGGAGUUAUUAAAUCUACUACAACUAUGUGAGGGCCCAAAGGUGACAAUCUGGGACGAAUGGCUUGCAGGCCCAGUAGGUUUAGUGGCUCAGUACUCUUUGUUAAAGGAACAUGAAGUGGCCGACAUGUUCCCAUUACGGCCAGGGAGCCUGCCUACAAUAUCUGUUAAACACAUAAUUUUCAUUGCUAGGCCAAAGAUAUUCUUAAUGGAUUUAGUUGCAGACUAUAUUCAGUCUUUAAGAAGUAAGCAGAGUGCACCUGUAGAGUUUCACCUAUUCUUUGUGCCACGAAGAAGUGAAUUAUGUGAGAAACAUCUUAAGAACAGAGGAGUGUACAAUAAUCUCACAAUACAAGAGUUUAUCUGUGAUAUAUUUCCAUUUGAUAGCGAUUUGAUGUCACUUGAACUUCAAAAUGAUUUCAGAGAGAAUUACUUAGAAGGCGAUCCAACAUGCUUAUACAAUGCAGCUCAAGCAUUAAGGACUAUACAACAGCUGUAUGGCAUAGUGCCGCGUGUGUUUGGAAAGGGACAAGCAGCUAAGCAGGUAUGGGACCUCCUUUGUCGUCUAAACAAAGAGGAACAGGGACUGGGUCCAAAGGGCGCUACAACAUCAUGUAUAGAUCAACUGCUUUUGAUAGACCGAGCUAUCGACUUUACAAGUGUAAUGGCGACACAAUUAACAUACGAAGGUUUGAUUGAUGAACUAUACGGCAUAAAGAAUUCCACAGCAACAUUCCCAGGGCACAAAUUCGUCAGUCCAGACGACACUAACCCAGAAGUGACGGCGAGGGAAAGAAAGCGAGUCAUAUUGAACAGCAGUGAAGAACUGUACACAGAGCUGCGGGAUUGUAGCUUUACAACUGUAGGAACAGUACUAUCUAAAAAAGCUCGCGUAAUAAAAACACAACUGGACGAGAGACACAACGACAAAUCCGUGCAAGAAAUCAAGCAAUUUGUGUCGCGACUGCCGCAAAUGUUGGCCAACAAACAGUCGCUGGCCACACAUACAGCUAUAGCGGAAUAUAUUAAAGAGACAACAGAUUCAUUCGAUUUCCACGACAAGAUACAGUGUGAAGAGGAUUUCCUAAACUGCCUUGAGAAUGAGAAAGUUUGUACAUUUAUUGAAGACCUUAUCGCUCAGAAGGCGCCUUUGACGAAGGUAUUAAGGUUGAUCUGUCUCCAAUGCGCCACGGGAUCGGGUCUCAAGCCGAAAGUACUAGAAUACUACAAACGAGAAUUAGUACAAGUGUAUGGGUUAAAGACUUGGCUCACGUUAUGCAAUCUGGAAAAGUGCGGAUUGCUUAAACCACAGACUGGGUCUAGACAAUAUGCGGUUUUGAGAAAGGCGUUACACCUAACAAUGGACGAAUCAGAGUUAGAUGCUACAGAGAAGAGUUAUCUAUCGAGCAAAUACAUUCCCCUCACAGUGAGACUGAGCGAACACAUCUCGAAGAAUAAAGGCUGGGCUGGUAUUGUGGAUGUUAUGGGAGCUCUACCAGGACCAACAGUUGAUGAGCUACAAACGCUACAGCCUCGCAUGGUUCGUCGGAACUCCAUCACGAGUGAAAACUCCUCUGUAGACAGCCCUAAAGUGAUUUUAAUAUUUUUCAUCGGCGGCUGUACCUACCACGAAAUCUCAGCAUUACGUUCAAUCAGCCAACAAGAAGAUUCCAAUGUUGAAUUCGUUAUUUUAACGACCAAAAUAAUUAAUGGAAACACUUUUAUCGAAACUCUCAUGGAGGAAUAAUUAUAUAUACUUACUUAUAUUUAUUAAAACAUAUUUAUGUGAUAUAUUAUCGUUAUUAUCAAUGUGUUUUGAACAUAAUAAAGGCCUGUAACAUUG